GUCGACAAUCGGCACGCUCGGAUCCUGCCCCUGUGCCCCUGAACGCGGCUUGGCGUGGAAAGCGGGCAGGGCUGUGACUGUGCCUGCGCCCUGUGUUCGGGACUGCGUCGGCGACAACAGACAUCACAAGGUCUCGGCGGCUCGAGAUAUCUUGAAGAUGCCUCAGCAAGCGCUGCCCCCUUCCUGUCCACCUGGGCUGUCUGUCGGAUUGCGUCCCGGCCGGGUUUUCCGUGGCGACCCAGCGUGCCUACAAGGAUGAAUAAUAACAACAUCUGAUCGCUUCUUCAUUAGCACCGCGGGCCGGCAUUUCCAGGCUCGGGCUCAGGGUCGAGGGCCGGCGGUCGCCGGGUCCCUGCAAAGUGGAUAGGGGACGACAACGAGCUAGAGGGCGACGAAGGGCGAAGACCACCACCAGAUAGCGAAGAGGAAGGAAAACUCUGCAGCCCGGUCUUCCACAUAGACAUUCUUGACUUCUGCACCGGCGAAUCUGUCUCUCAAAAACGGCAGCAGUCAGUCUCCUGAAUGAAAUAAACCCUGAAAGGCUCCCCCGAGUCCCGACAACCUUCCUCGUCGCCGGCUUAAUUUGAGUCAGUCAAGUUCCAAGGCUGUUUACCGAUUCAGUGAAAGAGGGGCGGGACAACAGAGUCUCGGCCAAGGUGCAGGCAAUACACAAAGUGACAAACAACGUCGCCACAAAUCACCCCAAAACGGCCUCACAAAUCGCGUGUCCAAAGGCAAGGCGUUGUACAGAUCGUGUCUCAAGUGAUCCAAAAGAUACCCGGUGACACGGAAGCCUCAAGCCACCCCGUCUGUGCAGCAAAAAAGAUCCAAGAUGGCCAAGCACGACCUGCAUGAGUUCCUGACGGCCCUGCCCAAGUGCGAGCACCACAUGCACCUGGAGGGCUCUCUCAGCCCGGAGCUGCUCUUCACGCUCUCGGAGCGCAACAAGAUCGCCCUGCCGCCGGCCUCCGAGGACCCGGCCUUUGCGUCCCCAGCCGCCCUAUACGAGCGCUACAGCCGGUUUUCCUCCCUGGACGACUUCCUGCACUACUACUACAUCGGCUUCACGGUGCUGAUCCACGAGUCGGACUUUGAGGACCUCGCCUACGCCUACUUCGAGAAGGCUGCCGCCCAGGGGGUACGGCACGCCGAGGUCUUCUUUGACCCGCAGGUCCACGUCAACCGCGGGGUCAAGUACGAGACGGUCGUGGGAGGGUUCACCAAGGCGCGGAGGCGCGCCGAGGAGAGCCUCGGCGUCUCGAGCCUGCUCAUCCCGUGCCUGCUGAGGCACCUGCCCGUGCCGGAGUCGGUGGCAUGCUUCAAGACGAUGCGCGAUGCGGGCCACUUCCGCGACGGCACGCUGGCAGGCAUGGGCCUCUGCUCGACCGAGAAGGACAGCCCGCCGUCGAUGUGGAAGGAGGCGUUCGCUCUCGCGGGGAAGGAGAAUGUGCGGCUCACCGCGCACGCGGGCGAGGAGGGCCCCGCGGCGUACAUCACCGAGGCGCUGGACGAGCUGAAGGUGUCGCGGAUCGACCACGGCGUGAACGCGAGGCACGAUGAGGCCGUGAUGGAGAGGUUAGCGCGGGACAGGGUGAUGCUGAGCGUGUGCCCGCUGUCGAACGUGGUGCUGAGGGGUGUGACCAAGGUCAGCGAGGUGCCGAUCCGGACAUUCCUGGACAAGGGCGUGCGCUUCAGCAUCUCCAGCGACGACCCGGCCUACUUUGGCGGAUACAUCCUGGAUAACUACUUGGCCGUGCAGGAGGCUUUUGACCUCAGCGUGGAUGAGUGGAACACGAUUGCCGUGAAUGCGGUCGAAGGGUCGUGGUGCGGUCAAACUCGAAAAUCCGAGAUUCUGUGGGAGAUCGAAAAGCUUGUGGCAGAGACAAAGGGCAACAAGGAGAGCGCAUAGAUUUAUAGAUCUUUCUAUGAGACGUAGGGGAUGAGCAAACGCCGAUAUAUAUCCAAGACCUCAGGUCUGUCUGGUUCGAAUACACGAAACAACCACCAAAUGCCUCGGACCCAAACGCCCUGCCGAUGCGUGUUGAACAAAGGAAAUGAGAGCGAACUGCUCGUUGAGAUGGAAAGAUAGAAAAGUGAAACCGACUUGAAAGCAUUCUAGGCCAAUUUAAAAUCAAAUCACAAUGCCGCGCUGAGACCAACCAUUCUUUCCCUUCCAGGCCCACAGCACCAGCAGGCAAGAGAUCCAAACACUGAUUGCCAUCGCCCAGUAAGCGGUGGCAUAGCACUGGGUACCGUAGCAGAAGAGGUCGCCAUUCCCUGCCUCUGGCGGAUUCGGGCUCUUCUCUGCGCCAGCUUGAUAAACAGCCGAGUAGACCAAGCCCCAGAGCGUGUUUCCAAGCGCUGGGAAAGUCGCAACGAUGCCCCAGUUCGUACCAAAAUUCUCGACGCCCCAGAUUAUCGUCACAAUAAUGGGAGUAAUGCUGAAAAGUGCUCCAUACCCCGCCCCGAUAAGACUGGACACGAUCCAAAAUCGCUCGCCGUGGUUCUGUAUCGCGCCCGAGGCCAGUACAGCCAAGCCAAUGGACAUGAGGAGUGCAAAGAAGAGGAGGAAUGUGACACGAGAAAUCGAGAACUUCAUGCGGUGGAGAAUGGUGCGAGCAGGCUGGCCGGAAGGAAUCUGCACGUAUUGUGACACUGGCGUCGGCGCCAGCAGAUCUGUCAGAGCCCCUAUCAGGAGACGGAUGACCGUGCUCGUGGCGCAAAUGAUUGAGACAUGGGUUGCAGCUGAUGUGGAUGAGCCAAUGAGGAUGGCAGUGGGCGGGUAGAGAGUCUUGAUGACGGUGCCCAUGUUGUUGAUGAAAGCCUCGCCGGGACCGAUGGUGCAGAAGAACCCAGCCGCCAGAAACCACAUUGUGUGGUCGUUGAGGAACCGCCGAGUCUCGGCGUUGAGAACCCAGUUCUUCUUGAAAUUUGGGUCGUCUUCGAGAUCCGCAGCCGGGUCCAACAGGCGGGCGUCCUCCUCGUCCUCCAGCGGGUUGGACCUCUCGAUGGUGCCAUAGCCACCGGCCGACGUGCGCCCCGGGGUGAAGAGUGCACUUCCAUCGAGAAGACCACUCCUCUCGAGCUCCUCCACGGCUUCGUCGAUAAGAUCUUGCUCGUCGAUGACCUUCAUGGUCAAACUCCCGAUUAUGCCCACCACAAAAAGCAAGACGGCCAGGAAGAUGAAGAACGAGACGGCGUUGAUAUCCCCCUUGCUUCCAUCAGGAUUGCGCUCGUAUAGCAGGCGGCUGCCAACCUGACUCUGCCACAUGCCCGAGAGACCAACGGCAGUGAUUGGCAUCGCCAGCGCUAGCCCACGAUGCUUGCCCUUUCCGAAGUUCUUGGCGCACGUGGUGACCGAACUGAUGUAGAGGGCGCAGGAACCCAUUCCGAUGCAGAUGAAAGCAACGACCAUCAGGGCGUAGGAGAGCUUUCCCGGCUUUGACCCGCCUGCUGCCUCGCCCUGCUUGUAGAGUAUUGCCGCCAGGCCGUAGCCAACCCCAAACAGCACAGCCGAGACUCCGGCCAGCGGUGCAGGCCCGGCGCGAUCGCAGAUGUAGCCGAAGAAAGGGACCAGUAUGUAGAGCGCAAAGCUGGCAACAAUGGAGAUGCCGUUGACUUGGUACUGGGUGUAGUGCAGUCGCUCCUGGAAGAGAUGGCCGUACAGCGAGAAGGCGGUUAUGGAGCCAGCGCAGAGCGCAGCCAAGAUGGCACCGACGAAAGAGACAUUUCGUUUGGUAACGAGGGCAGCACGGCGGCGGUGCCUGAAGGAGGGACUUGGUGAGUCGGAGCGGUAGGAAGAGGCUGGGCUGCUGAGGACAGAUGAGGCGUCGUCCUCGGUGGAGGAUGCGGAGGGCUGGAGCAGGGGAUUUAUGCUCUCGCCGGCCUUGUUCGGGGACGGAGGAGGAGGAGGCUGGUGCUUACCACCGCUCUUGGUGGCGCCGGUCAUGGUGUGGGUUGGUGGUUU
This is a messenger RNA of Diaporthe batatas, 3967 nucleotides long. RefSeq lists its product as uncharacterized. The transcript has 2 exons. Gene Ontology annotation, cellular component: nucleus; cytosol. Lineage: Eukaryota; Fungi; Ascomycota; Sordariomycetes; Diaporthales; Diaporthaceae. Gene Ontology annotation, biological process: purine ribonucleoside monophosphate biosynthetic process; hypoxanthine salvage; adenine catabolic process. The record is from RefSeq and is a predicted model, not a curated record. Bases 833 to 1909 code for a protein of 358 amino acids. Gene Ontology annotation, molecular function: adenine deaminase activity.